CCUCCCUUCUGAUUCAACUCCUGCCAGUCCUGGCUGGGCUCAGUUAUUCAUUGGAAUGCUGGAAACGUCAAAUGAACUUCCCCCACUUGGUCAUUUGGACAUUGGUAAAUAAUUCCCUGCAAUUAAGAUCUCCCAGACGCAGAGGUUCAGGAAGGAUGAAUAGCUCCUGUGUUGGCUGUCUGAAACAUCUGGUGGUGUCUCUCCAUUUCCUCUGCUGGCUGUGUGGAGCCUUCGUGAUGGCCUUUGGGGAAUUCCAGAUGAUGAACUCCAGCUUCGCCUAUCUCGUCACCACUUUCUGGCCCAUCUACCCUGCCAACACGCUCGUAGUGACAGGUGCCAUUGUUACCUGUGUAUGUUACCUGGGAGUGCUGGGAGGCAUGCGGGAGAACCGCUGCAUGCUCAUCACUUUUUAUGUUCUGCUGUUCAUCCUAAUGCUGGUGGAGUUGGCCAUGGCCUGUGUGUUCUUCGUCUACAACAAGGAGAUUGACACAUACUUUGAAAAGGACCUGACCCACAGCUUAGAGAUCUGUAUGAAGUCCAGUUCAGAAAACAACAAAACCAUUAAAGACGACUUGGAUGCUGUCCAGUUCCUGUUUAAGUGCUGCGGAGUUCAUGGUCCAGCUGACUGGAUGGGGAAUGCUCCACUCUCCUGCUGCAAAAUGGACCCCUGCAACAUUACCAACCAGCUCAACUGGGAAGAGGGCUGCCUGGUGAAACUGAGGAACUGGUUUGCUUCAAACUAUCUGAGCACUGCGUCAGGAGUGGUGACAAUGUUUAUGAUUCAGUUUGUGUGCCUGAGCAUCACUAUUCCUCUGUUUUGCCACUUCAGUCGAAGAGGACUGGGUUACCAGUGAUAAAGAGCUCCAUGAACCUUCCUACAACUUAGAAAAUGUAAAAAACGAAAGUCCACAAGAUCAUCCUAUUAAAGUGCUCUGACUUUCAACACAUGAGAAGGUUUGGAAGUUGUUUCGAUAUAAUCAGAGUUUAGUUCUUAUUAAUUUUGACGAAAUCAGUUACUGGUUUCCAACAAGGUUGAAAAAACAAAAUAUCUUAUUGCUCAGCAUUCAUACUCUAAAUGUUAUCACUCUCCUGUACUCUGCUGGAAUAUAGUAGCUCUUCAUGGUGAGGCACAAAACCGUAUUCAUGCCUACAGGUCCUGACAGAGAUGAAUAUGUUAUUUACAAGCUGACAUCCUGCAGCCACUUAACAAAUGGCUGCAGGCUGUAUUUUUGUUAUGGGUACUCUGAAUCUAGUAUUCUCUUAUUAGUUCCCAGCAAUGUUUAUGAUGUGGUUGUUAAUAAUCACUGGUAAACAUUUACUUGGUUGGUAGCCUUUCAGAAGGACAUACAGUAUGUUACUCCUGUGAAUUCAAGGCAACUUUAGAUACCGUUAAGUGUCAUAGUGGGUUCUUCUCAGAUUUAAUGGGAACAGAUUGACAGCUCCCUCAGCUGGUUCUCCAUGUAUAGUUUGAUCUGGUGCUUCCCAUUGAUUCCUGAAUUAAUCUGAAACUGGGUGGUUCGUAAGUCAUAUGAUUCCAUUAGACUAAUGUGUACAAGCCUAAUGUGCAUUUUAGUGUAUGCAAUGUGUCAUACCAUUUAAAUGUGAUGUUUUUCUAAAAUGCUUUAAGGUAUUAUUACAAAAGUUUUAUGAUUUCUUCAUUCUUGGGGCUACGGUAGUUGAAUGACAUGACCAUUAAAGAUCUUAUCCUUGAAA
This is a messenger RNA of Girardinichthys multiradiatus, 1713 nucleotides long. Its product is annotated as leukocyte surface antigen CD53-like. Lineage: Eukaryota; Metazoa; Chordata; Actinopteri; Cyprinodontiformes; Goodeidae. The record is from RefSeq and is a predicted model, not a curated record. Gene Ontology annotation, cellular component: membrane. Bases 72 to 854 code for a protein of 260 amino acids. The transcript has 8 exons.